UAGUACGUUGUUUUCUGUACAAAAGCCAUAGCAACAUAUGCUGUCAAAAUAUCACGUAUUUGACAACAAUAUAUGAAAAAUGUUUGUGGUCGAUAUAUUAGCUUUGGCUCGCUAGGUUCUUGACAUUCCUCGCCAAAUAGCUACUGUCAAACUUUCAGUUUUAAAAGAGCGAUGACAUGCACGCUGGAGAAAGUCCUGGGCGACGCUCGCACACUGCUUGAUCGGCUCAAAGAGCACGAUUCGGCGGCAGAGAGUUUGAUCGAGCAGUCCGGAGCUCUAAGCCAGAGAGUUCACAGCAUGAGGGAGGUGGGGAACGCGCUGCCGGACAAGUAUCAGGAGGACAGUGCGGAGCUGAAGGAAUUUUCCAAGUACAAGCCGCACAUCCUGCUGACCCAAGAGAACACUCAGAUAAAGGAGCUACAACAGGAGAAUAGAGAGCUCUGGUUGUCUCUGGAGGAGCACCAGUAUGCACUGGAGCUGAUCAUGGGGCGCUACCGUAAGCAGAUGCUGCAGCUGAUGAAGGAGAAGAAGGAGAUGGACACACGGCCGGUGCUCAACCUGCACGAGGGCCAUGCCAAGGAGGUGCAGAGUCAGCUGGAGCGGAUCUGUGAGAUGGGACAGGUGAUGAGGAGGGCAGUCCAGGUGGAUGACCAGCACUACUGCUCUGUGAGGGAGAGACUAGCCCAGCUGGAGAUUGAAAACAAGGAGCUGCGAGAUCUUCUGUCCAUUAGUAAGAGCUCUCUGAAGCCUCAGGUGGAAGAAGUUGCCCAACCGCAACCUGAGCCAGAUUCUGAGCCUUUAGCAGAGUAGGGGCAACAGAGGGCAGAUUUUUCAGCGUAGUGGGUACAGUAAGUCACUCCAGUUCUUCAAGGCCACUUAGUUUUGCUUGAUAUCCUUUCUGCCCAAUGUUGUUUGGUUUAGAACAGUGUCUAGAUAAAAACAUUUUCCCGGAUAGUUUCAUAUUGGUCGUUUUUCCAAAGCAGACCAGGAACAAGGCUGUUUUUGAAGACUGAAGUGUACUCUCUUCACUGAGUUUUUCUUUUGGUGAAACUGAGUGAGGAUAGACAAACGAUUCUUUAAUUUUGUAAGGAAGAAAUGAACUUUUACAAAAUAAUAUUGCUGAUCCAACAUUUGUCUUAUUUUGGAUUGUUACUACCUCUUGGUUUGUCGGUCUGUCUUAAAUGGAAAAUGUAAAAAAUUAUUUGGACAUGGUUUUACUGUUUAAGCUUUGAAGCUUGCUUAAAUUCAUAAGAGCAGUUUCCUGGCUCUAAGAACAUCAGAGUUAUCUGACUUGUUAGUGUCUUGAUAACAUUAAUUAUUAUUAUCUUUUAUGUCAUUGCAGGCCACUAUGUUGGCUAUUGUUUAUAAAGUAUAUGUUGCUUUGUUUGUAGCAUGAUUGGUUUUUCAGUGAAAUGUCUCGGUUUAUGAGGACAGGUCCCAGUUCUGGGCUGUUGCAUCAUAUUUUGAGUUUAAGAAAUCAGGAAAAACAUCCAGUGAUUUCCCCUGCGGACUGCCAUACUGAGACCUGGAUCUCCUAGAGGCCUUUGUAGAGUUGCACUGUGUCCUUACUGGGCAUGUCAACCUGCUAACUUACUCAACCUGCCAACUUACUAUGAUUUUAAAUUAGGUUGAAAAUGGGUUACCAAAUGAGCAUAGCUCUCCAAUCUACAGCUUGCGUUCAUUUCUUGGGUUUUACUGUACGGAUAGUAAAAAUAAUAUUAUUAGUCUCUUUACAAUGUGUAAAUUAUUUGCCAAAUUACCGUUAUCAAUAAUUGUAAUUAAAGUGAAUAUCUCUCUGUACCACACAGCUUGGUACUUGAUGCGAGAAGUUAAAACCUUUCAUUGUUGUCAUGGCAAAACUAUUUGAUAUUUCUUGGUUCUGGUGUGUUGUUUAAUGGAACAUGGUCUUUUUUUAGGUUGGGGGCACAGUUGGUUUUAAGUGUAAUUAUCAUGGGGGAGGGCAAAUUAUUGGGUACUUGGACUGCAAAGGUUGUACCCCAAAUCACAGUAAUACUCACAGAACACAGUUCUACACAAAUAAAGCACAAACACAAGCAGAAGCCCGAUUGCCAGUAAUGUUAAAAUUUUUAUGGGUGAUUUUUCCGAGGAGACUUUAGGUAAAUGGGGGCGACAUGGCUCAGGCAGUAAGAGCAGUCGUCUGGCAGUCGAAGGGUUGCCGGUUCGAUCCCCCGCCCGGGCUGUGUCGAAGUGUCCCUGAGCAAGACACCUAACCCCCAAAUGCUCCUGACGAGCUGGUCGGUGCCUUGCAUGGCAGCCAAUCGCUGUGAGUGUGUGUAUGAAUGGGUGAAUGAGAAGCAUCAAUUGUACAGCGCUUUGGAUAAAGGCAAUAUAUAAAUGCCAACCAUUUACCAUUGAAAUACAAGGUACUUACAGUUGUAUGUAAACAUUUUGGCACCCGUGGUCAAAAAGCCUUCGACAAUUAAUGUUGUUGUGAACAGAAGGGAACCUGACUGAAUGGUUUUUAAAUUUUUAAGAUUACUUUAAGUUUCGUUUGGAAACCCUGUCAGUUAGUACUUCUCCUCGGGCAACUAUAACAGCUUGCAAAUGCUUCCUGUAGCCGGCUAAGAGUCUUUUAAUUCCCCCAUUCUUCCUGGCAGAACACCUCUAGCUCAGAAAUAUUCUUCAGCCUCCUUGCAUGUAUGGCAGGUUUGAGAUCCCUCCACAGAUUUUCAAUAAUAUUCAUGUCUGGGGACCGUGGUGGCCAUUCCAAAACCUUAUUCUGUCUUUCCUGGAGGUACUUGAUGGUUGAUUUUGAGGUAUGCUUGGGAUCAUUGUCUUGAUGGAAUACCCAGCCCCUCUUCAACUCAAAGUCUGGACUGACCUUUGAACAUUAGCCUCGAGAAUUUCUUGAUAUUUGGUGGAAUCCAUUAUUCCUUCCACUAGCACAAUAUUUCCUGUGUUGCCUGCUGCCACACAAGCCCAAGGCAUAAUGGAUCCACAUCCAUGCUUAAACAGUUGGCAAGGUGUUCUUCUCUACAAAGGCUUCACCCUUUUUUCUCCAAAAGAUUCCUGGUGGCCAAAAAGUUCAAUUUUGGAUUUGUCAGUCCCAAGCACAUUGUUCCAAAAGUCUUCAAGCUUCUCAAUGUUUUCUUUUGCAUACUUCAGACACCUGUGUUGAGGUCAUAGGAAAGGCUUCUUUCUGGCAUCUCUGCCAUGUAGGUCUUUGUUGUUUAGAGUAAGUUGUUGUCCUGUGAACAGAUAGACCUGUGCCUGCUGCUCUUUUCUGCAGCUCUUUUGCAGUGAUGUGUGGUUUCUUCUGAGUAUUUAUCACCAGGUCUCGGCCAUUCAACUCUAACAUUUACAGUUCAGGUUUGCUUCUGUUCAACAAGAUAUUGAUUGUAAAAGGCUUUUUGACCAGGGGUGCCCAGAUUUUUGCAUUCGUAACUGCUUCGCCUCAGUAAGAGAGGCAUUUUAUAAUCCUUAUGGUAGCUGCACCUUUUUUUAAUAUAAGCAGAAUUGGCUGCUGUCAAAUCUUGGAACACAAACGCAUCCCAGCUCCUAAAUUAUAUUCUCAGUUAGAAAACAUCCAUUUUCAGGAGCAAAAGCAUAGUUUGCCACAUGACAAAUUACAGUCCUUGAUAUACAGUAUUGGUCUUAUAAAGACAAUCUUGUAUACAUUUUGUAAUGUGCCCAAUUGAUACCAGUAACCCAAAACACACUGGGUCACACUGCCUUCAAGUAUCUGUACCACUCAAGAGCAUGUCCACCCUUCUACUCUGUACGGAUUUGUGUAAUAAUUGAUUUUUUAAAUCAAUACAGACACCGCCAAUCCAAUUUAGCUAAAUUUGGUACAGGAUUUGUAACUAGCUUUGCUUAAAAUCAGUGCUUUGUCUCAUUAUUUGUUGGCUCAAAAGCGAUUUUUCUGUGAUGCAGUCUCAUAGUAGAUAGGGCGGAACAAUUUGAGAGCUCAUUUUAAGCAUGAGACUUUUUCUAAUAAGUCAAAUUACGAAUUCUGGAAGUCCAGCAUUUUAGCUGUUCCUAUAACUGGCAUAAGCCAAAUGCAGCAUUAUAAUAUAUAAUGCUUUAGUAGUCCUUUAUGAUUCGAUUUUGAACUUCUAAAAUGAAAGUGUGAAGAUGAAUAUCACGUGAAUCACAACAAUGGAAAUUGAAUAAAGAUCAUUUGGUUCAGGGCUGAGUGACAAUGCUAAAGCAAUGAUGGUUGUAUAGAUGGAAGCACAGUCAGGGAAGCCACCACUUCCAGUUUAUUAGGCAAGAUAGAAAUGUAGCCUAUAUUUUUUUGUAUCUUUGUGCACUUUUUUAUAUGACAGCUAGGUCAUGACCAAAGUUCAUAUGACCACUGGGUGUAGAUUUGGAUUCCUACAGUAUUUAUUCUAUUUCAAUCGUGUUUAAACUGGAAAUUCAACAAAUAAAGCAGAAAUCCUGAGGAAA
This is a messenger RNA of Conger conger (European conger), 4410 nucleotides long. RefSeq names its product suppressor of IKBKE 1 (gene sike1). Bases 172 to 810 code for a protein of 212 amino acids. The record is from RefSeq and is a predicted model, not a curated record. The transcript is spliced from 6 exons. NCBI's taxonomy places the organism in Eukaryota, Metazoa, Chordata, Actinopteri, Anguilliformes, Congridae.